Molecule: messenger RNA, 1731 nt
Organism: Salvelinus sp. IW2-2015
Lineage: Eukaryota; Metazoa; Chordata; Actinopteri; Salmoniformes; Salmonidae
Product: skin secretory protein xP2-like
Exons: 1
Coding region: 1-1731 (576 amino acids)
Source: RefSeq, a predicted model, not a curated record
AUGUCCCCUGCGAGGGGACACCACAGCCAGCCAACCAGCCCCUUGCGAGGGGACACCACAGCCAUUCUCCUGCGCGGGGACACCACAGCCAGCCCCCUGCGAGGAGACACCAAGCCCAAUGCCCGCCCCCUGCGAGGAAGACACACAGCCAGCCCCUGCGAGGAGACACCACAGCCCGCCCCCUGCGAGGGACACCACAGCCAGCCCCUGCCGAGGAGACACCCACAGCCCGCCCCCUGUGAGGGGACACCACAGCACCCCUGUGAGGGGACACCACAAGCCCCCCUGCGAGGAGACACCACAGCCAGCCCGCCCCCCUGCGAGGAGACACCGACAGCCAGCCCGCCCCUGCGAGAGACACCACAGCCAGCCCGCCCCCUGCGAGGAGACACCACAGCCAGCCCCCUGCGAGGAGACACCACAGCCAGCCCCCUGCGCGGGGACAAGACCACAGCCAGCCCCCCCUGGCGAGGGACACCACAGCCAGACCCCCCUGCGAGGGAGACACCACAGCCAGCCCCCUGUGAGGAGAACCACAGGCCAGCCCCCUGCGAGGAGACACCACAGCCAGCCCCCUGCGAGGAACACCACAGCCCGCCCCCUGCGAGGAGACACCACAGCCACCCCCGCGAGGAGACACCACAGCCAGCCCCUGCGCGGGGAACACGCCAGCGCGCCCCCUGCGAGGGGACACCGCCAGCCGCCCCCCUGCGAGGAAGACACCACAGCCAGCCCCGCCCCCUGCAGGGGACACCACAGCCAGCCCCCUGCGAGGAGAACACCACAGCCAGCCCCCUGCCGAGGAGACACCACAAGACAGCCCCCUGCGAGGGGACACCACAGCCCAGCCGCCCCUGCGGGGAGACACCACAGCCAGCCCCCUGCGAGGAGACACCACAAGCCAGCCCGCCCCUGCGAGGAGACACCCACAGCCAGCCCCCUGCGAGGAGACACCACAGCCAGCCGCCUGCGAGGGGACACCACAGCCAGCCCCCUGCGAGGGGACACCACAGCCCGCCCCUUGCGAGGAGACACCACAGCCAGCCCGCUUGCGAGGAGACACCACAGCCAGCCCGCCCCUGCGAGGAGACACCAGCCAGCAACCAGCCCCCUGCGAGGAGACACCACGCGCCAAGCCAGCCCCUGCGAGGAGACACCACAGCCAGCCGCCCUGCGAGGGGCACCACAGCCAGCCCCCUGCGAGGGAGACACCACAGCCAGCCCCCUGCGAGGAGACACACAGCCAGCCCCCUGCGAGCCGGACACCACAGCCACCCCUGCGAGGGAGACACCACACGCCAGCCCCCCUGCGAGGAGGACACCACAGCCAGCCCCCUGCGAGGAGAACACCACAGCCAGCCCCCUGCGAGGAGACACCACAGCACAGCCCACCUGCGAGAGAAAACACGCACAGCCAGCCCACCCCUGCGAGGAGACACCACAGCCCAGCCCCCUGCGAGGGACACCACAGCCAAGCCCUCUGCGAGGGGACAUCCACAAAGCCAGCCCCUGCGAGGAGGACAGCCACAGCCAGCCCCCUGCGAGGAACACCAAGCCAGCCCGCCCCCUGCGAGGAAGACACCACAGCCAGGCCCCUGCGAGAGACAACCACAGCAGCCCGCCCCCUGCGAGGGGACACCACAGCCAGCCCCCUGCGAGGGGACACCACAGCCAGCCCCUUGCGGAGGAGACCACCCACAGCCCAUGCCCCGUUGGAGGGACAAUACGUGA